Lasiodiplodia theobromae is the source of this 687-nucleotide messenger RNA. RefSeq lists its product as uncharacterized. The transcript has a single exon. The record is from RefSeq and is a predicted model, not a curated record. The coding region runs from base 1 to 687 and encodes 228 amino acids. NCBI's taxonomy places the organism in Eukaryota, Fungi, Ascomycota, Dothideomycetes, Botryosphaeriales, Botryosphaeriaceae.
AUGGCUCCACCGUGGCUGUCAACCGCCGAAGGCCCUCCCAAGCCGACUCAGCACCCUGCGUUAGCACUGCGGCAACGAGGCGAAACUCCCAGAGAAACACAGCAGCUCGAUGUCAUGGACGGCCUUCAACAAGACUCUCGCAACACACAGGUCAUACCUAAGCCUGGUCAAAGCAACCACACCGCCAUGACGCAAGUGCCUGACCCUACUUCGAACCACAUGAAAACCAUGCGCGAUGAAGCACUUUCGCCAACCAAACAAAGCACCGUCAUGCACACUCAGGACAGCGAGCAAACCCAAACGCCAAUGCUUCGCGCCGCGGUCAAUCCCCGCCCCCCGAGUCCUCCGACUGAGAUUUGGCCCCCUCUCCACCCCCCUCCGGCUGCCUCACACCGAGACCAUACCAUCGAAGUCCAGGCCGUAUGGGACGCCGUCACAGCGCUUUGCGAGCCAGACCGCCACAUGAGCGAUGACCACCGUCCAUUCCAAGCAGCGACGACUCUACCCGCAGCCAGUCCCCCGCAGGUGCCAGACUCAGAGUCAGUCACCACAUCAAACGAGAUGACGUAUCAACGCGCGCCAGAUGGGGCUAGUUCUGAGUUCUUGAACAGCUACCAUGGUUGGAAGAGCAAGAAGAGGUCCGGUGACCACAUCGGCGGCUCGGAUAACAAGAGACACCGGUCUUAA